Molecule: messenger RNA, 869 nt
Organism: Branchiostoma floridae (Florida lancelet)
Lineage: Eukaryota; Metazoa; Chordata; Leptocardii; Amphioxiformes; Branchiostomatidae
Product: 7,8-dihydro-8-oxoguanine triphosphatase-like
Exons: 4
Coding region: 137-628 (163 amino acids)
Biological process (GO): DNA protection
Molecular function (GO): 8-oxo-7,8-dihydroguanosine triphosphate pyrophosphatase activity
Source: RefSeq, a predicted model, not a curated record
GUAUUAAGAUGCUUUAAAGGUUUUCGGACUGCGUCGAAUAAAUAGCUUACGAAUUGAGAGCUAGUUAUUUCUAGUGCAAGUUGCCGGGAGCUUUUGAUGUGGGAACAGAGAAGAUCCAGCACAAUAAGGUGAGAGGAUGAGCAUACCUGUCCACCUGUCCCGUAAGGUUCUCACCUUGGUUCUCAUAAGGCACCAGCAGCAGGUGCUGCUGGGAAUGAAGAAGCGCGGGUUCGGAGCUGGGAGAUGGAACGGCUUCGGAGGGAAAGUGGAAAUGGGAGAAACCAUUGAGCAAGCAGCAAAAAGAGAGCUAGAGGAGGAAAGCUGCCUGAGGGUGGACAGUCUACAGAAGGUUGGGCUGCUGCUGUUUGAGUUUGUAGGAGACCCAGUCAUGCUGGAGGUACAUGUCUUCUCCUCAAGACACUUCACUGGAGAACCCAGGGAAACAGAAGAGAUGCGGCCGAAGUGGUUCCCAGUGGAACACAUUCCAUACGACUCCAUGUGGCCGGACGACAUCCACUGGUUCCCACUUUUCCUUAAAGGGUCCAAAUUUUCUGGAUUUUUCAAGUUUGAGGGCCACAACACCAUACUGGAGCACUCUCUACAGGAACUGGACACUCUACCACAGUGAAAAUUCUUGUAGAUUUCACAGCUUUUAAACAUAAAUUUUUGUUUUAUUUCAAGAGAUGUCCUUCCAUUUUAAGCCAUAGUCUUGAAAAGUUAACCGCAAGAAAAUGCCUUUAUUACAUUUAGAACAAUUUUUCAAAAAUAACAUGCUUUUUUUAAUCACAUUUCAUCUUGCUCAGAACAGUUUUUGUCUAUGUCCUAAAACAAGUUGUCCAACAAAGUAAUAGAUACGGAUUCAAAAAAAA